AUGAUUUUGAGUAGAGCCGUGCCCUCUGCCCUGGCCUCCUUCCCUCGUUCAAUGAAAGGGUCGGAGCUGCGCGUAUGGCCAGGGAUGAGACAGCUUUCUUUAAGAAAGACUCUUGUGUAUGGAUUUGUGAGGCUCUUAUCAAUGCCAUUCAAGACCCUGCGGGGAGUUAGCCAAACAAUCGGAGGAGUUUCUAAUUUUUGCAGCAUCACCAAUAUGUCAUCCACUUUGCAAAUUGAGCUGGUGCCCUGUCUUAAGGAUAACUAUGCAUAUCUGUUACAUGAUGUGGAUACUGGGACAGUUGGAGUGGUUGAUCCUUCUGAAGCAGUACCUGUUAUAGAUGCAUUGAAUAGGAAAAAUUGGAAUUUGACUUACAUCCUGAACACUCAUCACCAUUUUGAUCACACUGGUGGAAAUAUGGAGUUAAAGGAAAGGUAUGGCGCAAAGGUGAUUGGAUCAGGAUUAGACAAGGAGAGAAUACCUGGCAUAGAUAUUGCUUUGAACGACGGGGACAAAUGGAUGUUUGCAAGCCAUGAGGUGCUUGUGAUGGCAACUCCUGGUCAUACACGAGGCCAUAUUAGCUUCCACUUCCCUGGUUCAAAAUCAAUUUUUACGGGAGACACUUUGUUCAGCUUAUCAUGUGGCAAGCUUUUUGAAGGAACUCCGCAGCAGAUGCUUUCUUCCCUGAGGAAGAUCACGUCGUUGCCUGAUGAUACAAAUAUAUAUUGUGGUCACGAAUAUACAUUGAGUAAUUCAAAAUUUGCCCUUUCAAUAGAACCAGGGAAUGACGAGUUGCAGUCUUAUGCUGCCCAUGUAGCCCAGCUCCACAGCAAGGGCUUGCCUACGAUCCCGACUUCACUGAGAAAGGAAAAGUCAUGCAAUCCGUUCCUUCGGACUUCAAGCAAAGUAAUCCGGAAGUCAUUGAAUAUCCCUGACUCAGCAGAUGAUGCCGAAGCCUUGGGAGUCAUUCGCAAAGCCAAGGACAACUUUUAG
This is a messenger RNA of Fraxinus pennsylvanica, 990 nucleotides long. The record is from the annotation of a GenBank genome assembly. Lineage: Eukaryota; Viridiplantae; Streptophyta; Magnoliopsida; Lamiales; Oleaceae.